Schistosoma curassoni is the source of this 2891-nucleotide messenger RNA. NCBI's taxonomy places the organism in Eukaryota, Metazoa, Platyhelminthes, Trematoda, Strigeidida, Schistosomatidae. The record is from the annotation of a GenBank genome assembly.
GAAAGGUUGACGAAAUAAAUACAAAUAAUAAUAAAAACUAUUUACAAAAUAGGCUUGUCAGGUCUAUCAUCACAAUACUUAUUAUACAAUCUACUGACUAUAAAUGUAAGAACACACUUAAAAAACAUGCAAAAAGCUCUGACAAUCCACAAUGUUACAUGUAAAUUCAGUAUUAGCAAAUAUUAGAUUUACGGACGUUUUAAUUAAGCAAACAGAAUAGGUGGAUAUUUUGUUGUUGGGAGCAAUUACGAAGUUUUUCGGUACUUCUGCGCAUGUUGUGGCAUUGCUAUUGCCGUAAGAUCGGUGAGCUUGUAGGUACCGUCAUUAGGACGAAGGUGGGAAGUGUAAUAAUAGCGACAGCAUGUGGGUCUGUUUUGUCUGGGGUAUUUUACUUUACUGUCAAUGGUUAUGAACAUGUAAAAAUGAAGACUCAAAAGGCUGAUAUUAGACAUCUAUCGCUUGAAGAAAAGUUCCGCACCUUCGCCUCUUUGCGAUUUAACGGCGUUUUGUUGAUGACCCCUUCAGAUUUUUUACGUUCUUUGGUUGAUGAUCAAAAGCAGGUCAAAAUGAUGAUAAAAAAUGAACCGCAAUUCAUCGAGAAAAUAAUGACUAGAGCAUCUAAGAAGAAACAUGGAUCUCGUUUUUUUCGAAACCUCCAAAACGAUGGGAUAAUAACGUUUUCGGAAUAUUUGUUCCUGCUGCAUAUACUAACAAAAUCUUCGUCGGGUUUUGAAAUAGCAUUCAAAAUGCUUGAUAGGGAUCUAAGUGGAUCUGUUGAUGCUAGAGAAUUCAUGAUCUUGAACCAUAUAAUCGCAGAAAGUACCGAUGAUAUACUUGAUACCGAUAGAGGGGCAUGUGAUCUCUUGCUUCCGGCAGACCAAGCAUAUAAUACAACUCUUAUGACUCACCUAUUUGGUUAUAAUAAGAAUCAUAACCUGAGCUUUGAGGAAUUUAAAAGAUUCAUGCGUAAUGUUCAAACAGAAGCACUAGAGGUUGAAUUCCAGGAGUUUUCUUCAGGCUCAUCUGCAAUUACACCAGUCGAUUUCGCUCGUAUUAUUCUUCGUUAUACCACAGUGUCUACUUCUGAGUAUGAUGCAUUCAUAAAUCGACUUGAAAAGGCUGUUCCCUCUAACAUAGCAAUCUCCUUCAACGAAUUCCAGAAAUUCUUCAUGUUUCUAAACUGUUUGGAUGAUUUUGCACUGGCAGUAAAAAUGUACACUAUUGCAGGCCAGCCUAUAUCACUACCUGAAUUUAAGCGAGCUGUUAAAGCAUGCAUUGGUAAUGAAUUAAGCUCUGAUGUUUUAACAGUCCUGUUUGCCCUAUUUGAUCGUGAUGAAGACAAUUGUCUUAGUUAUAAUGAAUUCAUUCACAUCAUGCGGGAGAGACAUUCUGGAGGACUGUCGCGUACUUCUAAACAUAAUCAGUACACAAGGAUGUUUCGAAAGUGUCUAAAACGUGAACUCCAAAGUUCAGUGAAUUGAGGACAAGAAUAACAGUGUCAUAAUUCAAACUUUAAAAUCAACUCUUACGCUUAUAUGAAUUCAAUAUCAUAACUCAUUAUUCCUCUCUUCGAUAUUGAAAUAACAACAAUGAUCCAAAGGAUCAGCUUUAUUUUGUUCAACUGAAUUAUAAGCAUAUUUAUUUUUGAAUGAAUGUAAUGGGUAAAUGAUCAAGUCUUUGAAUAAUGCAUAGAAUACGAAAGUCUUUCAUGUGGAUGUCUUGAAUUGAACGUAUAAACAAGUCAACAGACUGAACCAGUUUCAUGCUAACAUUUUACUCCUUGCUUACGCUUGUUUACAUAAUUUUUCGAUGAAAAAAUGUAUUUUCUCAUGAAAAUAACUACUUAGGAUGUCUGGAACCGGGACUCAAUUAGGCUAUUUUAUUCAAUGUUAAACAAUCUGGAACAAACGAUCAAGGUAUGGUAUUUGAUGACUCUCUCUGGCUGAUCUAUUUAGUUUCCUCAGAAAAUGAAAUAGAUAGUUACUAACCAUUUCUGUUUUUGUUGUCUAAGUUUAUUAGCCAUAAUUAGAUAAAUAUUUUUUAGUUAAAAAUCAUUUUCAUUGUGCAUAAAAUUUCUAAAUCAUACACUUGUCAUGAUGUAAUUCAAUAGAGUUUUGUUCGAUUUGUUUUUUCCCAACAACUCAUGUGACAGACUUUAUGAACUAGUUUUUUUCUCAUUAUUUGCACUAAACCAUAUGAAAUUUUUUUAGUUUAUUCCGGUCAUUUAUUUACUCUGAAGAAUUGGCUUACAUUAAGUCACGAAAUGUCAGAAAUACAAUCCUUUUAUUCAUUGGAAUGCAAGAGAAAAUAUAUAAUUAUUAUUAAAAUAUAAAUGAACAACAGUGUAUAUAGAUCCAAAACCGUUAUGUAAAUCCUCUUGCUCAAAUUAUGACGAAAGAAAUUUUAUUUACUUUGUUUCAUUUCUUGAUACGAUAUAUUUUUAUUACACAAAAAUAUUCUCACUCCCUUUUUUAUGUAAUGAAAAUAUUUCAUUUUGACGAAUUUUAUUAAUUUAUUUUGAAGCAGUAACAUUCCCUUUUGUCCUUAUACUUAAAAUAUAACAUCAAAUAAAACUUUUAAUCCAUUAAGACAAUGAAAGUUUCUAGUUGCCAUCUAUUUUUUAAACUAGUCUGUUAAUAUGAUUUACAACACUAUUUGAGAAUAAUCUCUAAUGUACAUAGCUGCACUUUUGUGUUCUUUUUGAAGAAGCAAUUUUUAAAACGAUUUUCAAAGUAACUUGUAAUAUUUCCCUCUCUCAAGCUUAGUCGUAAUAUCAGUUGAUAUAAACUACUAAAACAUAGAAAUAAGAACAUAAUAAAGGUAAAAUGAUAUUUUAUUUUGUUUCACUAGAUAAUUUGAUGCAUAUAUAUAUAUAUAUAUAUAUAUAUAUA